Messenger RNA from Leptosomus discolor (cuckoo roller), 2004 nucleotides. The record is from RefSeq and is a predicted model, not a curated record. Lineage: Eukaryota; Metazoa; Chordata; Aves; Leptosomiformes; Leptosomidae.
GGCAUCAAGUUGUCAGCAGAGGUCAAACCAUUUGUUCCAAAACAUGCGGCGGUAACUGUGGCAUGGUCAGAACCCUCAGAAGCAUGUGUCUUUCCUAGGUACUUAACUACAUGCUACCCAUUUGUUCAGGAACCAUCUUUGGAUAAGCAACAAGUAUAUGCUGAAGAUUUGCCCCGGGAUGACUUCUCAUCUCUUUCUCAAUGUCCAUCACAUAGUGUUCUGGGAGAUCCUGCCUUCCGCGAAUACUCCAGCUGCUGUUACUCACCUGAUGUUGUUUCAAAUGUAUAUCCAGUAGCUGGCUUACAAUAUCAUUCUAACAACUCAACACACUAUAAUGGUUCAGGAAUAGUCAGUGAAUCUGCUGAGCAAACGUAUCCAAUCAAACAAGAAAGUAAGAAUCUUUCAAAGGAAGAUACCUCUGUGGAACGCGAAGCUUCAUCAAAAUCUUUAGGUGAAACGGUAGCCAGCUUAAUUCCGUCUUCAUUUGACAGUAGAGCAUUUACUGCGCCACCUGCAGAUGGCUCUGCUCAGCCACAUGUGUCUUGGGCUAUGGUACUUUCACAGCCCCCAAAGAAAAUUGUGUCAUCACCAGCAACUGAAGGUCUUUCUGAAGGCAAAGGGAAGGAGGAUAAUGAAGCAAAGGAACCACCAAGGAUUGAGGAUGCUGAGGAGUUUCCUGAUCUGGCAGCUGCUUCUGAUAGGAGAAACAGGCUAGGAUCUCAGAAAUCAUCAUUUACUCCUGCUGAAACAUCCAGGAACAGCGGUAAGAAGAGUCAAAUUCCUGUGCAAUUGGAUUUGGGUGGCAUGCUGGCAGUCUUGGAGCAGAAGCAGCAAACAGAGAAGUCAAAACAGUCUUCUAAACCUGUGGUGUUUUCAGUUGGUGGUGCCAUACCAUUGCUUUCUAAAGAACCUGCUACAACCACAAAAAGUUACCGGUUAAACCAAGGGAAGAUGCCUCAUAACCCUUUGGAUUCCAGCGCUCCUUUGGUAAAGAAAGGGAAACAGAGAGAAGUCCCUAAAGCAAAGAGACCAACACCUCUUAAAAAGAUUAUUCUGAAAGAAAGAGAACAACGAAAACAGCAACACCUUUUAGAACAGACAGCAGUACCAAAAAAUGAAGAUAAUAUUUGUCAGUCUGCCGAAAAUAUUACUGAAGAUGAAACACUUCUACAGGGUAGUCAAGCAGCUGUUCCAGUAAUGCAAGUUGCUGAAGGGCUUCUGGAGAACACAGGGAUCAAGGAAUCUACAGAAGGUUCUAUGACUUCAAAGCAGCUAACCUCCCAUCUUCCAAAAAUCCAUAGUAGGAAUUUUAGAGAUUAUUGCAGCCAGGUACUUAGUAAAGAAGUUGACAGUUGUGUGACCGAUCUCUUAAAAGAACUGGUUCGUUUCCAAGAUCGCUUGUAUCAGAAAGACCCAGUAAAGGCCAAGAUAAAACGCAGGCUUGUCAUGGGUCUUAGAGAAGUUUUGAAACAUCUGAAGCUGAAAAAACUGAAGUGUGUCAUCAUCUCUCCUAACUGUGAAAAGAUUCAGUCAAAGGGUGGGUUGGAUGAGACUCUACACAACAUCAUCGACUGUGCCUGUGAACAGAAUAUCCCAUUUGUUUUUGCCCUUAAUCGCAAGGCCCUAGGCCGCUGUGUGAACAAAGCAGUGCCUGUGAGUGUGGUCGGAAUUUUUAGCUAUGAUGGGGCUCAGGACCAUUUUCACAGAAUGGUACAACUGACAACAGAGGCCAGGAAGGCCUACAAAGAUAUGAUAGCAACUUUAGAGGAAGAAGCUAAAGGAGGACUAAGAGAAACCCAACCCAGCAUUUUAACCACUGAAUAUGAAAAAAAUGGCUUAUCAGAAACUGGUAAAACAUCUUCCAAGGACUCUGAUGAAGAUGUACCAAAUUAUAUUAAAAUCUGGAAGAGAAAACUUGAAGAAGAGUAUAACCCAUAUGCACUGGAACUGGAAAAGGGUGCAACUGCUGAUGUGGUGACAGUGAAUUCAGAAGAGCAUCAGUAA